Chanos chanos (milkfish) is the source of this 885-nucleotide messenger RNA. Its product is annotated as elastase-1-like. Gene Ontology annotation, biological process: proteolysis. The transcript is spliced from 7 exons. NCBI's taxonomy places the organism in Eukaryota, Metazoa, Chordata, Actinopteri, Gonorynchiformes, Chanidae. The record is from RefSeq and is a predicted model, not a curated record. Bases 1 to 885 code for a protein of 294 amino acids. Gene Ontology annotation, molecular function: serine-type endopeptidase activity.
AUGUUACGACUCCUUCUGCUGACCGCUCUCACCGCUCUGGUGCUUGCUGAGGAGGAAGAGCUUCAGCUUCGCUAUGUGGAGACUGUGGAGGAGAGAGUAGUGGGUGGUGAAAUAGCAAGACCAAAUUCCUGGCCCUGGCAGAUCUCCCUCCAGUAUAAAUCUGGCAGCAACUAUUACCAUACCUGUGGAGGCAGUCUGAUUCGGAAACAAUGGGUGAUGACUGCUGCUCACUGUGUUGACAGUCGUAGGACAUGGCGCGUUGUCCUUGGAGAUCAUAACAUCUCUGCCCAUGAGGGCAAGGAGCAGUACAUUGGAGUGAGUCAUGUCUACAUCCACCCAAACUGGAACUCCAACAGGAUCUCAAAUGGAUAUGACAUUGCUCUGCUCCGUCUGUCCAACGAGGCCGUUCUGAACUCCAACGUACAGCUGGCUCUUCUGCCUCCGUCUGGUCAGGUCCUGCCCCACAAUAACCCCUGUUACAUCACUGGCUGGGGCCGUACCUCUACUGGAGGUCAGCUCUCCUCUCAGCUGAAGCAGGCCUACCUGCCUGUGGUGGACCACAAGACCUGCUCCAGCGGUAGCUGGUGGGGAGGUUCUGUUAAAACUACCAUGGUUUGUGCUGGAGGUGGAAGUCUCUCUGGUUGCCAGGGUGACUCUGGAGGCCCUCUGAACUGUCAGGUCAGUGGAAGAUACUAUGUCCAUGGAGUUACCAGCUUUGUCUCUGCCCAAGGCUGCAACCAGCAAAGGAAACCAACCGUCUUCACUCGAGUGUCUGCCUACAUCAGCUGGUUGGAAAAUGUAAGCAACUCUAUAUUUUAUCUAUCAAAUAAUUACAAUAUGAACUUUCAUUUAUCAGUUGCACACAAAUAUCAUUCUGAAAAAUAA